This is a messenger RNA of Thalassophryne amazonica, 2530 nucleotides long. It is a transcript of the gene abcg5, whose product is annotated as ATP-binding cassette, sub-family G (WHITE), member 5. Lineage: Eukaryota; Metazoa; Chordata; Actinopteri; Batrachoidiformes; Batrachoididae. Gene Ontology annotation, cellular component: plasma membrane. The transcript is spliced from 13 exons. The coding region runs from base 493 to 2046 and encodes 517 amino acids. The record is from RefSeq and is a predicted model, not a curated record. Gene Ontology annotation, biological process: cholesterol homeostasis. Gene Ontology annotation, molecular function: ATP binding; ABC-type transporter activity; ATP hydrolysis activity.
AGAUCAAAGUUCUCUGAGAUAACAUCUGUCACUGUACAUUUAUGGUUCCGAACAGAUGCGGCUGUGCACGGAACCGCGAGGGACUGUAAGACCACGCCUUUCAGUGGCGCACACGUGCUAUAUGGGUGGUGUGAACAUGAACAACCUGAUCUGAGACGGGUUUCUUUAAACUAGUGUUUGGAGAAACAGAAUGUCUGCAGACAUGGAUGGAAUCUACCCGUUGCAGGAGGUGAGACCAGAGGGCCAGACCAAAGUUAGAGAGUCCCACAGGCUUGUGUCAGAGGCGAAGAGGGAUGUAUGGAGGGACAGUAAAGAGGAGCAGCAAGGGCCUUCCUGUUGCCUCAGUGUCAAACAGAUCUCUUACACAGUCAGUGUGUGCAUGUGUUUUUCAGUGAGCAUGUUGGUCCCUGGUGGAACUUGCGGUCAUACAGACAGCGAUGGACCCGUCAGAUCUUCAACGACAUUUCCUUCCAUGUGGACAGCGGGCAAAUCAUGGGCAUGCUGGGAAAUUCAGGCUCUGGGAAAACCACACUGUUGGAUGCCAUAUCUGGGAGGAUUAAAAAUUCUGGUGCCCUUUUGGGAGAGGUCUUUAUUAAUGGCAGAAAACUAAAGAGAGAAGAGUAUCAGGACUGCUUCUCCUACGUGCUGCAGAGCGACAACCUGCUGAGUCACCUGACGGUGGAGGAGACGUUGACCUACACCGCCCAGCUGGCCCUGCGCAAACUCUCAGCUGUAGCCAUCAAGAAGAAGGUGUCGGCAGUGAUGGCGGAGCUGAGUCUGACUCACGUGGCCCACUGCGUCAUCGGAGGGCGUGUUUUCCCAGGGAUCUCUGGGGGUGAGAGGAGAAGGGUGUCCAUUGCCAGCCAGCUUCUUCAAGACCCCAGGGUGAUCCUACUGGACGAACCCACCACUGGGCUGGACAGUAUGACUGCCAACCAGAUCAUGGUGUUGCUUGCAGAGCUGGCCCGGCGCAACCGCAUCGUCAUAGUAACCAUCCACCAACCGCGCUCUGAGCUUUUCAGGGUGUUCAGCAGAAUCGCAAUCAUGAGUCGUGGUGAGCUGGUGUUCUGUGGACAGCCGGAGGAGAUGGUGGACUUCUUCAGCCAGUGUGGAUAUGAGUGCCCAGAAUACUGCAAUCCCUUUGACAUUUACGUUGACUUCACCUCUGUGGACACACGCAACAGUGAGAGGGAGGCAGCCACGUUCACUCACAUGCAUGACAUCACUUCAUCAUAUCAGAGGUCUUCCAUCUACCAGAGCAUGCUAGGAAAAACCGAGCAAAGCCUGCAGCGGGCACACAAGCCAGCCAUCCCCUUUAAGAGCAAAGAGUCGCCCAGUGGUGUGAUCAAACUCUACGUUCUGCUCAGGCGGAUAACAUGCAAUAUGUCCAGAGACAGGAUUGGGGUUCUGAUGCGUUUAUCCCAGAACCUGAUCUAUGGUUUAUUUGUCGCCUUCUUCGUCAUGCAGUUAAACAAUGAUGUUGCCAAGGGGGCCGUGCAGGACCGCAUCGGCAUCAUCUAUCAGUCUGUUGGUGCUACGCCCUACACCGGCAUGCUGAAUGCUGUAGCACUCUUCCCGGCGUUGCGAGCCAUCAGUGAUCAGGAGAGCCAGGAUGGUUUGUACAACAAGUGGCAAUUGUUUUUGGCUUACAUCUUUCACAUCCUACCCUUCAGCAUCCUGAGCAUCUUCAUCUUCACUUCCUUCCUGUACUGGACGGUAGGAAUGUACCCUGACAUCUUACGGUUCCUGUGUUUCACUGCUGUUGUCCUCGUGCCUCAUGUUAUAGGGGAGCUGCUGACUGUGGUGCUCCUAGGAGUAGUCCAAGACCCAAAUAUGGUCAACACUGGAAUGGCUCUGCUUAAUAUUGCAGGGAUCCUGGUGGGCUCUGGCUUCCUAAGAAGCACUCAGGAGAUGCCAGAGGUCUUCCAGUGGCUCAGUUACCUGACUUUCCAAAAGUACAGCUGUGAACUGUUGAUAGUCACCGAGUUCCACGGACUCAAUUUCACAUGUAAACACUGUUUUCAUGCAUUUGCUAGAUUUAUCUGAAUCAGAUCCUCAGUGAGGGGGGAGUCUGAAAAUUUUGAAAUAUUACAUGCAAUUUACUCAAAUCUGGUGCAAAUAAUAAGCUGAAUGAGAGCUAUUUCUCAGUCCCAUUUUAGUCAUAAAAAACAUUUUUCCCUGGCAAGAUGACAGAACUAUAAUACACAGUCUGUCACAUGGAUUAGAAUACGUCAUUAUUAUUUCAUAAAACCACAUAUUUGCACUGGAGUGUCGCUGUUCUCUCUCCACAUUUAUCUAAACAUCUGACUUCAGCAAUUUCUGCUUUUAUACUGUAACAACUGAUAGUGUCUGAACAUGAACAAAAAUAAAUUUUUGAUACAAGUAAAGCUGCACCUCCUGUUCAUUAAUAGUCACCAAUAUCACUUUUAAUUCUCAGGAACACUGAUUUGGGUUUAAAUUAGAUUCUUAUUCACUUAUAUAAACGGGAAACCCAACAACACAGAUUUUUCCAUCCAGUGGCGACAUCAGC